Dipodomys ordii (Ord's kangaroo rat) is the source of this 957-nucleotide messenger RNA. RefSeq names its product olfactory receptor 2G3-like. The record is from RefSeq and is a predicted model, not a curated record. Gene Ontology annotation, molecular function: G protein-coupled receptor activity; olfactory receptor activity. Gene Ontology annotation, cellular component: membrane. The transcript has 2 exons. Gene Ontology annotation, biological process: G protein-coupled receptor signaling pathway. The coding region runs from base 1 to 957 and encodes 318 amino acids. Lineage: Eukaryota; Metazoa; Chordata; Mammalia; Rodentia; Heteromyidae.
AUGUGGCUUAGAGUGAUGAAGACGAUUAAUGAGAGUUCAGGAGGUGAUUUCAUACUGGUGGGCUUCUCGGAUCAGCCACAACUUGAGAAGAUCCUGUUUGUGGCCGUGCUGGGUUCUUACCUCCUGACACUGGUAGGUAACACAGCAAUCAUCCUUGUCUCCUGCCUGGAUUCCAUGCUCCACACACCCAUGUACUAUUUUCUUACCAAUCUCUCCUUCGUUGACCUCUGCUUCACUACCAGCAUUGUUCCUCAGCUGCUGUGGAACCUCCAUGGUCCAUCCAAGACAAUUUCUCCCACAGGCUGUGCUAUUCAACUCUAUGUGUCUCUGGCCCUGGGAUCCACUGAAUGUGUUCUCCUAGCUGUCAUGGCGUUUGAUCGGUAUGCUGCUGUUUGCCGACCACUUCAUUAUGCCGCAGUGAUGCACCCACGGCUUUGCCAGUCUCUUGCAGGAGUGGCCUGGCUGAGUGGAGUGGGCAACACACUGAUUCAAGGAACCAUCACCCUUCGCCUGCCUCGUUGUGGAAACCAUCGAAUUUAUCACUUCAUCUGCGAAGUUCCCGCCAUGAUCAAGCUGGCCUGUGUGGAUAUUCAUGCCAAUGAGGUCCAGCUCUUCAUGGCUUCCUUGGUGCUGCUUCUCCUUCCCUUGACACUUAUUCUGGUCUCCUAUGGAUGCAUCGCUCAAGCAGUGAUGAAGAUCAGGUCCGCAGAAGCCUGGCGCAAAGCUCUUGGGACGUGUGGCUCCCACCUGAUUGUAGUGUCCCUCUUCUACGGCACAAUCACAGCUGUGUACAUCCAGCCCAACAGCUCCUAUGCUCACCGCCAAGGGAAGUUCAUCACGCUUUUCUACACUGUGAUCACUCCCACUCUAAACCCUCUCAUUUACACUCUGAGAAACAAAGAUGUAAAAGGAGCUUUGAGAAGGCUGGUGAGGAAAGAGAAGAGCACAGGAGAGUGA